GCUUCAUUUUUAAUUUUUUUUGCCGAGCUUAAAAUGUUUUUUUCCUCUCUAUCCCAGCCGCGUCGAGAUUCCGCCUGGGUUGAACGCUGAGUAUGAACGUUCUGCUUUUCCUGGAAGUGGAUGAUUAAACUCAGGACAACCCGGGCUAAAUCUCCAGGCUUGUCUCGAUUUUACAUAUCUUUAUACGGAUUCCGAGGCUUGCAAAACCAGAGCUUCGCAGCCAAACCGCUUUUCGCUUUGCUCCCGGGUCGGGCUCACACCUCGCUAUUGCUUUCCACUGGGCGGUCUAUCCAUUCUAUUGUGUGGGUCCGGCAUCCUUAGCACCUGAGAAAUGAGGGCUCCUCAGUUAGAUCUGCAAAGAGCUUCGGUUACUUACGGGGCGUAAAGAAACCCGGGGUCACAGCGCUGCCUUUCAAGUCGGCCCACGCGUGUGCGUGUGUUUAUGUCAACAUAUGCAAGUGUUCGGAUACAUACAGACGCGAGCGCAUUGUUCUGUGGCAGUGAGGCAUUGCCUACUUGGGAUUUGCUGUUUCAGGGACAGCUUCUUGUACAUUCACUGUAACCCGCUUCCUUUGCUGGCCAGCCCCUCCGCUUUGGGCUGGCGGAGUUUUGGGGGAACUCCGAGACCAAACCUGACUUAGCAGCUCCGCGAAAACUCCCCAAACAAUCACCGCAGAAGCCACAAACUCCAGCCCUAAUGGGAAAUUCUAUAACAAUAAAAACUUCAUCUGUGAGCAUAAAUAUUUUCCGCUGGCUUUGGAGCCUAACACAGUUGUUCUGUUGCGUGCCAGGCUGCAAGCAAAUGACCGGGAGAGCCAGCAGGAUGAGUCUAGUUGGGGAAAGAGGCAGCAGGGUUUGGGGAAAGUGUUUAAAUAUGGAAAUUGUCUAAAGUGUCUCAACUUGGAGGAGAGUGGGGGGGGGGAGAGGUGCGACCCCAGCUGUGUGUCCUUUAACACACGCAUGUGCAUGGCAGGACGUUGUGCUGUGCACACACUCUCUGCUCUUCCACAUGCCUGUGUAAGCAUGCACAUGUGUGUCUAGAAAUAACUAGGUAGCCCGCGUACCUCGGUAGGUCUCGAAUGCUACAUUCCAUUCUGAACUUAUUUUUUUUUGGGGGGGGGGAGGGAGAAUGCUGCUAUAGGGGAAGGUCACAGUGGUCCUUUGAGUAUGAAACUGAGAGACCCCCUUCCCCCUUUCCAGAUCACGUGAUUCAUUAAAUAAUUAAUGCAGAGGUUGCAGAAUAGAUAUGUAUUCGUCAGGAGCAUCGCAGACAUGGUCUCCUUGUGUCUGACGUGAAAUUCAACUGUCCUUUAAAAAACAAGCCUAUAGCAGAGGGGGGGAAAAGAGAGAGAGAAAGAGAGAGAGAGAGAGUGAGAGAGAGAGAGAGAGAGAGAGAGGACUGCAAUAAAACAAUUCUCAGGAAGACAGAAGCCACGCCGUGGGUUGGAUUGUUCAGCCGCCCCUCACCGCCCCUUCUCUCCUUCUUCCUUGAAGUCCUUGGUGGAGAAAAAACACAGUUCUCUUUCUUUCUCAAACUGCUGCGCUGCUUCAUUUGUGCUGGGCCAGACAACUGAGAAUUGGUCAGCUUCCAAGAGACAACUGGAAACGGACUGUCACGUGACCUUGGGGGGGCCAAUGUUCUUCCAUCAGGGUUUUAAGACCCCGGUAGUCGGUGAAAAUAUUCGCGGGGAAGCCCAGAGAUGCAGAAAACAACAUACUACGACAGUUCGACGUUGUUUGGAGGCUACUCCUACCAGGGCGCUAAUGGGUUUGGCUAUGAGGGCCCUCAACAGCCCUUCCAGCCUUCUCACGUGGAGAAUGACUACCAGAGGUCCGCCUGCUCCCUCCAGUCUCUUGGCAACACUGCCCCCCAUGCCAAGAGUAAAGACCUAAAUGGAAGCUGCAUGCGUCCCAGUUUGCCCCGCGAGCAUCAGCAAGCCGCACCUGUCUCGCCACCCCCAAACUCUGUCGCCAACAGCAACAGCAAUAGCCAGUCAGGGAGCAGCAAACCUGCCCCCAGCAAAUCAAAUCUCAGCUCCAACGCGACUCUCGCCAAACAGAUUUUCCCUUGGAUGAAAGAAUCGAGACAAAACUCCAAGCAGAAAACCAGCUCCCCGAGCACAGAAAGCUGCGGCGGCGAGAGGAGCCCUCCGGGGUCUUCUGCCUCCAAACGCGCCCGCACGGCCUACACCAGCGCGCAGCUGGUGGAGCUGGAGAAGGAAUUCCACUUCAACCGCUACCUUUGCAGGCCCCGCCGGGUGGAGAUGGCCAAUUUGCUCAACCUCAGCGAAAGGCAGAUCAAGAUCUGGUUCCAGAACCGGCGGAUGAAGUACAAGAAGGACCAGAAGUCCAAAGGCAUGGGGUCGUCGUCGGGGGGGCCCUCGCCGGCGGGCAGCCCGCCCCAGCCCAUGCAGAGCUCCGCCGGGUUCCUCAACGCCUUGCACCCCAUGCCUAGUAACUACGAGGCGCCUUCGCCGCCUUCCUUCAAUAAGCCCCACCAGAAUGCCUAUGCCAUGUCCACUAACUACCAAAACCCCAUCAAGGGCUGCCCCGCCCCGCAGAAGUACGGCAGCACGGCGCCCGAGUACGACCCCCACGUGUUACAGGCCAAUGGCAGCACUUAUGGGACGCCCACCAGCCCGGUGUACGUGGGAGGCAGCUAUGUGGAUUCUAUGCCUGCCUCGGGGCCCUCCCUGUACGGCCUCAACCACAUCCCCCACCACCAGUCUGGCAGCAUGGACUACAACGCAGCGCCCCAGAUGCCCGCCGGCCAGCACCAUGGACCCUGCGAGACCCAUCCCACCUAUACGGAUCUUUCCUCGCACCACGCCUCUUCUCAGGGUAGAAUCCAAGAGGCGCCCAAACUCACCCACCUGUGAUAGAGGGGUGGGGGCAGGGUGGGUGGGGGGCAGAUGCACUGGUGGAGGCUCUGACGUGGGGUGGGGUGGGGUUUGGUUCAGAAAGGUUUGUGUUGCGCCCAUCCCAUCUUUGUUUCUGGUGGCCUGUCUUGUGGAAAUUUCUGGCUUUUCCUGGGUGUAGUAAGCCAGCCAGGUACACUGUCUGAUGAUGAAUCCUAUUUAUUUGCAAGGUGCAGUUCUUAAAUCUAAUCCAAUCUAUCGAUCUAUGGAGAGAUAGAUCUACCUUCUGAUGCUUUAACACAGAUGGGGUUUUUUUUGGGGGGGGGGAGAAAAAUGGGGUAGUUUUAUGGAAAACGAGCAAAACACAAAACCAAAACAACCGGAUCUGCUGAAAGAAAGUACAAAUAAUUGCAAAGGUCCCUCGAACAUCGAUAAUGACAGCAGACUGUCGACCCAUCAAAUCUAUUCAAUUGGAUGAACAGCAACAGAUUAAAAAAAAAAUCUAAACAGAUUCCUAGAAAACAAAA
Messenger RNA from Pelodiscus sinensis (Chinese soft-shelled turtle), 3385 nucleotides. The record is from RefSeq and is a predicted model, not a curated record. NCBI's taxonomy places the organism in Eukaryota, Metazoa, Chordata, Testudines, Trionychidae.